AUGCCAUCGCCUCCCUCGGUGUGUUGUCACGAGGAAUGGCCGCGCGCUAAGACCUUCGGAAUCAUUCGUCUUCCUGCAACGUUCUGUGUGUCUCUGCCGGUGACACGUGAACGUCCGGCGCCGUUCCACGUGGGAGACUGGAGGGCGCCGCGGGUGUCUCUGUUCUGCCUUAACGACUCGGAUACUGGCCCGACCUCGCACCCCGAAGGCCAGGAGCUGGGUCCCCUCAACUCCGCCCUUCCUGUGGUCAGGUUCGAGUGCACGGGCCGACAGGGGUACUUCGGCGACAUGGACUUCGGGUGCAGCGUCUUCCACUACUGCACGGACUCCGGCGAGAGGUUCUCCUUCAAGUGUAAUCCUGGCUUGAAGUUUAACGAGGAGACGACGUCGUGUAGUGCUGGCUUCUUCGGCGACUGCACCCACCCAGAGGUCCAGGGUUCGGCCGGACGCAACCUGACGAACGAAGUGGCACCAGUCGAAAGCUUCCAGAACGUCCCUAUCUUCCAGAAGAUCAAAGACACGCAACAAGACGACCCGAGGGACUACCCGGAGCCCUUCAUCCAGCAUUAUGACCCCGCCCUCGACCUCGAUUACGAUUAUGAGUAUUAUGACUCUGAUGUCGUCGAUGCCGAGCCGUCGGCCUCCAACCUGGAGCAGCGAAACAGCCAGAUCAAGCGCUCGCCGGCAACGACGUGGGGCAACAGCAUGACCUCGGCAUUGUCUGCUGUGGCUUCCCUCGCCAACAUUCCGUUUGACAAUCCCUCCAGUGCUACAGACAACGGUUUGAAGCGCAUCGAAUCGAAGCAUGAGCCCGUUGAUCGAGCGUUUAUUGCUCGCCCUCCACGCAGAAGGCCGCCCCCUCAAAGAAAGGCCAGUGGCAGCAACGGCUUCUUCCAGAUUCCCUUCUUCCAGGGUGCUCCCAAGAAGAGCAUUGGUCCAGCAGUUAAUCAUAUCCCUGGACAUCGCCAAAACUUCAUCCAGUUUCAUCGACCUGUUCAGCAACAUCCAAGACCUAAUAUCAACCAUCGUCCAGAGAAGUUCAACCCAAAUCCUGCUCAUCAUCAGCCUGUGGAUGUAUUUGAGCAGGACGAUCCUUUCCUGCACCACGAAGAAUCUGUUCGUCAGACAACACCUGACACCUUCAGGCCUUCCUCUCUUAUAACUGACGACCCAGAUGACUUCCAGCCUGUCACUCCUGCAUCCAAGCCGCCUUCCACGGCAGCCCGGGAAUCCAAUUUCGUUCGCCCUCAUCGUGAAGCAAACCACCAGACAAGGCCAGGAGGAUCUACAAGCUUCCAGUCAUUUUCGCCAACGGGCCAAACUUUUAGUCAUGCUGGAACUCUCCCACUCCAAGAGCCGUUUGCCGUACCACAGGCGUCUCCCCGUCCACAGGGUAGCAGCUUCCUGCCAACUCCUAAAUUCCCUAGCUCUGGUAACUUUGUCUUUAACCAACCUCCCAUACACCCUGGAAUCUUUAAUCGGCCAUUGUCUCCUGUUACACCUCCUCCUGGUUCUGUAUUUAGCCGUCCACCAACACCCCAACAACAUGUGCAAAAUGUCGGCCGUCCAUUUGUUCACCAUCAGCAACCACAAGUAUUCAAUCAUCCACCAACAGUCAACCAGCAGCCGCAGACAUUUGCCCGACCACCUGUCUCACCAGUGCACGGGCAAAGCUUCAGUCUUCAUAAUAACCCACAGUCUUUUGUGCGUCCCACAUUCCCACCUCACUUGCCACCAGCUAUCACUCACACAACUCAACCCCAACAUGAUCAGAUAUUCAUUCAUUCCACAUCUCCCUCUCCUCUUCCUCCUCGUCCUCCUCCUACUCCUCAUCGUAUUCAUAAUUUUGGUCAACCAGUCAUUACUCAUGAGGAAACUAGCUUCAAUCAACCAACAGGUGGCCUUCACUUUGCCCAGCCUCCUAACCCACACGAAAAUGUUCAUACAUUCAGUAGUUCAACUUUACCACCGUUCAGGUCACCGACGCUGUCACAGCAGGAACGACCAACACUCUCAGAGCAUCCAGUUCAACCUGCCUUUGUUCACCCUGAACUACAUGAAGCAGUAACACCUGCUACAAUAUUGUCUAGUACACCAAGUUUUGUCCACCCAGAAAAUCACUUUGCACCACAGGGAGUCUUCCAUUCACCUCAGCAGUUUGUACCUGAAGAAGAAUUUGUUUCACCUGCUAUCCCAACUUCCAUUCCAGCUAUUCAUUCAAUUCCAGGUGUGCCAUCAGCACCUGGAACUUUCGCCUUUUCAAAAGAGAUUCUUAAGGAAUCAGAUCAACCUGCUGGCCAGAUACAACAUGUAGAACCGGCAACAGAAGCACCACUCCCUGAACAAAGACCAGCAACUCGACGGCGACCUAUUGCAAGCAGACGCCCAGGGGAAGUAGUAAGAAGACGUCCGGGUGCUUCUCAGAGUGCACGUGAUGCAGCAAGGAUAAGGAUAAGAGGCAGAACGACGACUCCCACGCCAACUACAGUUGCUCCACUUAUAACUGGGUUAGAAAAUUCACAGUUCCACAACCAGUUCAUACCAGAAGAUGGAGGCUGGCCAAACAAUCUGCGCUUACAUCAUGAACUGGAGGGAGUGACAAAUACAGAAUUUGAGCCAGAAGAAGAUCACAGACUGGACAAUACUGGAUUUGGAGCCACAAGUCAGAAUAAUGCCCCUAGUCAAGACUAUGAUGAACACAGAGGUAUUCCAAAGGAAAUUAAUGAAGUAGUUGAAGGCCCUAAAGAUUAUGUAUAUAAUGUAGAAGACAGAGUUCCUGAGUAUGUGGACUACCAGGAUUACGAUAAUCUUCCAACAACAACAGCAACAACAACAACCACUUCUACUACUACUACUACUACUACCACUACUACCCCAGCCCCACAAACAACACCAAGAUUCCGCGGGCCUUUGCUUCGCCGUCGCCCAGGCAUCAGAGAACGUCUGCGUACCCGGACGACAACACCAAGGCCGACUACUGAAGCCCCAGACGAGGAUUAUGUUAAUUCCCCAGAAGUCACAGAUCCUCCCACUCAAGAGAGAACAACAACUCUCAGCCCAUUCAGACAAAGAAUAAGGGACAGACUGAAACGUCUUCGAAGUCGACCCAACAGCAACACCGAAACCACUACACCUCUAACCACCGAGAAUGAGGAGAAUAUUGUGACCUCCCCUGCACCUCCUCCAAGAGUCACAAGAAGACGUUUUGAUCCUGAAAGAUAUCAAAGAUUUAGAGAGAUGAUCAGGAAAAGAAACAAAAAUAGAAUAAAAGAGAUCAAUAAUAAGAGUGAAGAAGGUUCAAAUUCAGAUAAUGAGGAUAAUGUAGGAGCCACUGAGAGUCCAAAUACUGAUUUUGAAGUUACAAGGCCUUCUGUACAGGAUCGACGGAUCAAUAGAUUUAGAACGGCAACUGUAGAAUCAACAGAGGAAAAUGUUCUCCUUGUUAGGGAAAUCACAGGAUCAGAUUUAGAGACUCAGGAGACCAGCCAGGAUGUAGUGAAGGAAGAAUUCCCACCAGAAGGAAAUCAAGCCAGUGGAGACCCCACAUACGACGAUAAUGCUGAAGAAACAGACAACUCUGCCUAUGAGGAUUAUUCUGCUGAGCCAGAGCAACUGGAGGAGACAAGACCUGUUGAAUCUCCUGAUGAUGAUGGAAUGUCUGAUAAUGAAGGCACUGAGAGGAAAAUAACAAAUCCAAAUUUUAGAGCUCGUUUUCGGGAGUUUCUGAAAAACAGAAGGAACAGAGUUAGUGCACGAUAUAGUACAACACCAUCUCCUGAAGGUGAAGAAGAGAGAGAUGUAAGACCACCAGAGGAAGAUGAAGGACAUGUUGAUUUCAAUCAUCAGUCUCAAGAAAGCCAAGGGAGGUCAUUUUCAAGUAGGAGCUCCAUUGAAGACAUACCAGAAAAGACAAGCAUGAGUAUUAAAGAGAAAUUAGAAGAAAUUAACAGGAAUCGUCAAGAGGCUCGAGCUAAAUCUCUUGCAAACAGGGAGCACCUUCGAGGGGAGAGACUGAGUCGUAGAAUUCCAAUUCGGCCUGGAAGCACGAAUAAGCUAUCAGGUCCUCAGAAAGAUGCGACAACUAGUGACUCUACACCUACACCUGAAAGUCUAGCAGGUUUCCAAUCAGUUGAAAUCACACAAGAUAAAACCAGUGAAAUCUUUGUUGAAGACAAUGCUCAUGAGGAGUCAUCUGAGGUGCCAUCUGCCAGACCUCUUGUUCAGGUUCGACCAAAUGAAAACAGAUUUAUACCAUCCAUUGGCAAACCACUAACAGUGUUCAAAUCACAAGAAGUGCCAGAAGUGGAUGAACCCGUGAUUAUUACAGCUCCACCUCCUAUUGAAGACGGUGAUGUUGUAAUGUCAGUUAGAGUUUCUGCCAAUCUGGGUGGAUCACCAAGUAAAAGCAGUAUUGAGGCGACUCUUGCUGCAGACUCUGAUGUAACUUACUCAUCCGAGCAGGUUGAGCAGCAGUCAGAGGAUGAGGAUGAGGAUCUAAGCCUGGCCCAGUCUAAGAUUCAGGAGGUGACUUUUGAGCAGUCAGACGAAAAAUCACUCGGGAUUCAGGCAGAUCAUUCUUUGGAAUCGGAACAGGAAGCAUCAACUAGUACAACAUCAGUACCAGAUUACAUAACGUCGAUUCCCUUAACAACCACUUCCUCAGCAGCCCCAGAAUACAGAACAACAGGACCCUCAACCACCACUUCUUCAGCAUUACCUUCACUUAUACCAUUGGCAUCGACGCCGUCUCUGCCCAGGCCAUCGGAGGAAGAGGAAAGCGACUCCGACAGCCUGUCCAAGCCAUCCGUGCCGAGGGUUUCGAAGCCAACGUUCCAGCUGCGUCCGGCGGGGCACAAGAGGGAGGACGACCACGUGGCCAUCUCUGCGUCAGACUACAGCGGGGAGGACACCGUGGUCACGCCUGUGCCCUUCUUCACCAUCACCAUGUCCACGGAUGAGCCCAUGUUGCCCCUCGAGAGGUUAAUGCCCUUCUUCGGGAGACAGUGAGAACUGUUCCUUUAGUAUUUAUAUUGUAAUAUUACGUAUCAAGUAAGACAAGAGAAGGUGUGUUUGUGUGUGUGUGUGAGCGAGCGAAUAGAACGUGAAUGAUAACAGUAAGGAAAAUUAAUAUCUUCCAUACACAUAUACUGUGUGUGUUUUAGUUUUGGCGUGUAUGUACACGCUCUCGUGCACAUGUACCCUUGUGUGGUUAGGGUUCAACAGGCGCUUCCAUUUUUUGACAAGAUUGUUAUUUUACUCAGAUAUUUUGUACAUAUUUUUCUAUAAACCUAGAGAUUACCCAAAUAAUUUACAUGUGUUGCUAUUACUGUCUUCAGCAUAAAGGGAAAAAUUGAACUCAAGCACCUACAUCUAUACGUUUAGAUCCCCCCCCCCUAAAAGUCUACCAUAUGUUUUUCUCUCUGAACAUGUAUAGUACUAUGUAAAUGAUGUGAUAUAACAAAUUCCAGAAUAAUCCUAAGAAACAAAGUUUUACCGGGUGUGGAAAAGUUCACCUAGAUUUAAAACUAGAGUUCUUUAAUCUGAUCAUUCUCUGUGCAAAUAAUAUGUGCCUUUUUUGUAUAUACAAACCGUUGACCAGUAUAUUUAUCUUCUAUAUUUAUUUUUUGUGCUGUGGUCAAACUGUACAAAUAAAUGUAC
This is a messenger RNA of Penaeus indicus, 5658 nucleotides long. Its product is annotated as mucin-2-like. Gene Ontology annotation, cellular component: extracellular region. Bases 1 to 5007 code for a protein of 1668 amino acids. The transcript is spliced from 4 exons. The record is from RefSeq and is a predicted model, not a curated record. Gene Ontology annotation, molecular function: chitin binding. Lineage: Eukaryota; Metazoa; Arthropoda; Malacostraca; Decapoda; Penaeidae.